AUGGGCAAUUCUCAGACAAAGGAAGCACGUGGCCACGGCUCCUCUGGCUCGCGGGUCAGUGGCAGGACGAGCCCGACUCCACGACAAGAUGGACAACAAACCAACUUGGAAGUGCCCGUUGGGCCCGCGCACUCCCGCCAACGAAGAGGCAGCCGACCCGACUUUUCCUUCCUCGGCAUUGGUGGAAGCAGUGAUCAGAUUGCCAAUUCACUUGAGCAGCGACGCGAGACCAAGGUGGAGAGAGAAGCUCGAAAGGCAGAAAAGGAGAGAGCAGCCAGACUCAAGGAGCGGGAGCGCAGUAUGAAAGAAGAGCAUGUUGAUGGGGGAUAUCUAGUGACCCAAGGCGUCUACGUGGGUACGGAAGACUUCAACAAAGCAAUCGUUAGACAGUUCAUGGUAGGGCAUUAUGUCACGGCUACUCUCGUGAAGGUAACUGACGCGGUACAGAUCGAGCGACGGCUUGCUCCUUUCUGGAGAGGGCUGAACGAUUACUCGGAUUCAUGGGCAGAGCAUCAACUCAUGGCUGCCGCUCGCGGCAUGCCUAUUCCCCCAGCAGAUGAAGUGCCUCCUGAGCUUGAAUACCAGCUUGCGAAGAGGAUCACUACAGACAGGACAAAAGAGUCUGCACUGAAAAGCCUUACGAUCCCCAUUGGAGGAAGAUCACAGUCCUUUCAGUCAGAUAGUUCCGCGCCGCUGUCACCACCUCCCAAUUCUUUACCACUUCCCUCGCCCUCCUCGCCACUCCCGUCCGGCUCACCAGGGACCAGCACCUUUCGAACGCGUGCCAAAACGCUGGCGUCUCUAGCGACCUCGUCCCGAGGCAAUUCCCAAGUAGAUAUGACUCCACGAGAAUUCCAGCUGCCACCGGACCCUUUCGUCAAUGGACAGCCAAUCGAAGUCUACCUGUACAAGGACGCAUCCGAAUGCCCGAUAUGUUUUCUAUACUAUCCACCUUACCUCAACACCACUAGGUGUUGCGAGCAGCCUAUCUGUUCGGAAUGUUUUGUUCAGAUCAAGCGGCCUGAUCCUCAUCCACCCGAACAUGAACAACCGGAUCCGAAUGCGCCACCUGUCUCAGACGCUGAGCGUGAGGCACAGGCCGAUGGUCUACUUGUCUCUGAGAUUGCAACCUGUCCAUAUUGUAAAACCCCCGAUUUCGGUAUCACGUACACGCCGCCUCCCUUCCGGAGAGGGCUUACCUAUGGAACUGGGUCUCAACCCUAUCAGGUCAUGUCUGCCAUGUCUUCUCAGACAUCAAUCUCUUCAGGCAACCUCUCUCCGGGUCCCGGUCGGAGACGAGGGACUUCUUUGUCUGCAAAUGCCCCCGAAGUCAUAACCACAGACAAGAUACGCCCUGAUUGGGCAACCAAGCUGGCGGCUGCUCGGGCUCAUGCUGCGCGACGAUCUGCAGCAGCUACGGCGUUACAUACAGCCGCAUAUCUGAUGAAUGGGCAGGGAGCAGACUCGCGUGCCUUUGCAGCAUUCAGCCGCCGCGGAAUGUUGAGACGGUCAACCCUAGAAGGGGGAGAGAAUGGACCAAGUUCGAAUUUGAGUGCACUUGCGAUCCUGGCGGAGAGACAUGCAGCGCGGCAACAGGAGGCGACUGGAGAAUCCCGCGCAGGCUCCAUGUUGCCACCACCACGCGGCAGCAGUUCCCGACGAAGUCGCAUGGACGACCUGGAAGACAUGAUGAUGAUGGAGGCUAUCCGCCUAAGCCUGGCCUCCGAAGAAGAACGCCGCAAGAAAGAGGAGAAAGAAGCACGCAAAGAAGCGAAGAAGAAAGAAAAGGAGACAAAGAAGGCUGAGAAAGCGGCGCGGAAGAACAGUCUGUUCACCCUUAAUUCCAACGGUAGUAACGGGGACGCAUCCAGCAGCCAGAUGGAAAGAUCUCGAAGCAAUCUCUCUCUCGGCCAAGACGAUGACUCUGCUACCAGCAAGGGCAAGGGAGUAGAGCGGAGUGAUACCCCGCCUGUGGAUGGGGGAAAGGCGGAGGAUGAGGCUCCGCGACCAUCUUAUAUUCCAGCUCUGUCGCUGUCUGGGACCAGUCAAGAGUCCUUGGCGAGUUCCAUUCCUAUCCCGACCGCGGCUGAACCAUUCCGACGAUCUCAUCUGCGGCAGAUGUCCACUGCCUCAUCCACAUCGUCUUCAUUUGUCGAGCCAGGUCCUGCGGCUUCAUUUUCGGGCUCCGGGACCCCUCCGCCAGGAAGUCUGGAGCCAAUGUUCAAUUUCAGAAGUCUCGCCGCCAUGAUUGGGGAAGAUGAGAAAGACAGUGACAGCGCUCAUGUCGAAAAUGCUCCUAGAGACCAUUCGCCAAAGUCUCGGGAGGACUCGCCAGAAAAGGCGCCUCGGAAGGUUGGGGAGAGCUGGGAUCAUGACGACUCAGACCUUCCUGCAUCUUCAGAUUCGUCCCCAAGGCGGGACAGCGAUGCAGAACCGGUGGCGACAAACGGGAAGCUCGUUGAUGAGCCACCAACCAGAGUAUCACAUGUUUAA
This is a messenger RNA of Fonsecaea nubica, 2493 nucleotides long. RefSeq lists its product as hypothetical. Gene Ontology annotation, cellular component: cytoplasm. The transcript has a single exon. NCBI's taxonomy places the organism in Eukaryota, Fungi, Ascomycota, Eurotiomycetes, Chaetothyriales, Herpotrichiellaceae. The record is from RefSeq and is a predicted model, not a curated record. The coding region runs from base 1 to 2493 and encodes 830 amino acids.